AUGCCUCAGUCAUUUACUUCGAUAAGUCUUCUUGUGAGUCGCUGCGUCAUGUCUGAUCAGCAAAACUGCCAACAGGAACACGACUCUUCAUCGCCAGUGUCGUGCUCAAAAACACUCCGAAAAGUUUGCCUUUUAUUGAUAUUAAUCCCUGUCUUAAUUGUCGUGGUCUUCAUUGCCGUAUGGAGGCCAAUCUUCGUCACGUAUUUCUACAGGUUUACGAAGCUCAUUGUAUUGUGUGUAGUUCGCGAUAAUCAGCGAGUUUUGGACAAUGAACUAGAGGCUGUUAACAAAGAAUGGAGAAUGUAUCGACUGGAGAGUCGUUUUGGUCAGGAUUGGUGCAAAGAGUAUGCUGAAUCACGGAGCAACGUAACAUGGCUAACCGCCUUAGUGAACGAUAAAUUAAUCUUCGCUUCACUGGUUCUGGGUCAUUCAAUACGAACAUUCUCUUGUCAGAAGAACAUGAUUGCGUUGAUUUCAGAUCAAGUAAGCAAAAAAAUGGUGAAAGCUCUUCAACGUGUUGGCUGGGAGACUCGGGUUGUGGAAGAACUAGACUGUGAAUGGAUGGAAGCGACGUUAGGAGGCGAAAGAAACUUCGAUUUUUUUAGGAAGAGCAGAAUAAAGGGAACACACACCAGAUUUCACGCAUGGAAAUACACAGAAUUUUCUAAAAUUAUUUACACCGAUGCUGAUUACAUGUUGAUGACAAACGUAGACGAACUGUUUGAUCUUGGAGACGACUUUGCAGCCGUCCCUUGUGGUAGACCCGGUGUUGUCGAUCCGUUUUUCAAUGCGGGAUUUCUCGUGUUUAGGCCCAAUAUGAAACACCACGAAGAAAUGAUGAAACUCUGGCGUGAACUCACAGCGAAAGACACGUGCCCUCACGACCAGGAUCUGCUGAACAUUUACUAUUCUAACAAGUGGAAAGAACUUCCCUACACUUACAACAUCAGGCGUCAUAUUUACAGACCCAUGAAGUCAUUUCACUUCGCCUGUUGUUAUCCGCCCAAGCCAUGGUCUGCCGAAUGUCGACCAAACAGGGAGGAAGCUUAUAACUUUAACUCCCCUAUUUUAACCUUCGAUGACAUUGCAAUGGUGUUCUGGAAGAACGCCUAUGAGCUGCUACAUAAAUACGAGCUUGAGGAUUGGUGGAGAUCUACAGAGUGGUUUCGUCCUUGGCAGGAGUUUGGAAAUACAACGUAUGCUGAUUGCUUGAGCAAUAUAUCCGUAAACCCUCAGCGGUAGAAAACCGCAACUUCUUGACUCCUCUACAAAGCUUUUAUUUACUAAUUUCACUCGAAUAAAGGGGGAGGGUCGUACACACUGCACAGAAUAUCAGCGCAUUCAGGAGAUAGGAAUCACAGCGAAGGAAGCCAUAUUAUUUGUUAUGCUUAGCGACCGCUCAAACAUGUAAGUGUGAAAUCAUUCAUGUAAGAUGACACUAAACGUGGCAUGUUUUAUGUCUUACUUACCCUGCAUAGCAAACGUUUCCAGUCGAGUUAUUGCGCGCAAGUUAAAACGGGAGCAAAAACCCCUCUCCUGUCAUUCCUUUUUUUUGCCCUCGUCUCAACUUUCUUGACAAACUCGCGUGGAAACGCUUGCUACGUAGGCUAUGUCUUACUGUGCUUUUUAACAACACUGCAAGGACGCAAGGGGACUGCAUUCUGCAUGCCCAAAAAAUCGUGCGUUUCAAGUUAUUUUGUCCAGAGUAGCAGCCCUCCCACCCACAAGUUCUCAGGGCUCUAACACGCCUUCCUGCCCAAAGAGGGGGCGUGACAAUACCAACGAAGGUGUGCGUGAGAGGACCCAGUUAAGUUGUUCGAAAGGUUGAUAAUACUAUCUCUGCCCAGUGGAGAAAGCAAUAAUGCUUUAACCACUGGAGGGUGGUUUAUCUGUUAAAUAGUGGCUGCGCUAUCUGAUGCUUUAGCAAGUGGGUGCAAGGAGAGAUUGUGAAAAGUCACUCGUGAGAGCCAUGCGAGAGGAGACGUGAUCGAACUGAUUGAACAGAUGGAAAGGGGAAAACAUGCUUCGCCACAUCCAGCACUCAGACCGCUUUUUCUGCCUUUUAAGCAGAGGUUGUUAUAUUAUAAUUCGACUAUUCAACCUAUAAUAUCUUACUGAUGCUGCCUAAGGUUAUCUGGUCAUGUUGUGAAUUAAAGGAAUCAUUAAAUAGACUUUAAAAAGCUGUAAAAAAGGGUGGCUAGGGUCAUUUCAUCUUCCAAUAAUGAUUUGCCAUCUGUAUAGUGUCGUCACGCAACACUCCUCCCACGAAGACGUUCUUAGGCGUUCGUCACACAAUCACAUACAAUUCAAACAAUUCAUACCAUUCUUUUUUCAAUUUCUCUUAGGGCCUGUUUACAUGAAGGUGGGGGACCCCAGGUGGGUGAGGUAACAUGUGGCGGGUUACCCCACCUAACAUGUAAACGUGAUCACAUUAAAGUGAGGGAUUAUAUGGACAGGUGGGUUACCCCACCUAAGCGGGUUACCUCACCUACCUGGGGUCCCCCACCUCCAUGUAAACAGGCCCUUAUUUGCAUCUCAUCAAAUAUUUAACAAAAGAAACUAUUGUAUUUAUGCUUCGUUCUUCUGUGUUUUCCUUUUUUUGUUUUUUUUUUUUCUAAGAAAAAGCGAUCCUGCGAGUGGCCGGGUAUUCCGAAAUUGCAAAUAAAAAUUUGAGGACGGGGGGGAGGGAAACAAAAUUUAGCCACAACAUAAAAAUUGUGUCUUACUCACUCGGACAAACACAGAACAGCUAGCAACAGCAACAGUCUGAGUGACGCGAAAUUAAGUGACUGACAAUAUAUCUAUGAUCAAGAAAGAACGAGUUUAUUACCACUGAAACGUUUACAAAUCACAUAUUUUACUUUUCUGAUGAAUUUCCAGUGUCAAUGGAUGUUGUGGUCAAUUGACUCAAAAACAAUAAUUCACGUACAAGCAUGAACUGCUUGUAGACAUUGUGAGAACUGCUUGUCUUUUCUUAAUUUUGACGCUAUUGUUCCUUUGAUAAAGUCAAAUAACAUUGCCUAUGAAAUGUAAACAUGUCUGAGAGAGCAAUAACGACUCGAUUGAAUCGAAUGAAAUUCAGGCUAGGUAGUUAACGGAUAUGAAAAUCGUUCGUGAAGGGUUCUUGAAACUGAACAUUCAAAAGUGAAAUCAUUUGUCAAGAUACUUGAGUGACGGUUACGCAAUCACACGUUCACGGUCCGAGUGGAUUGCUAAUUUUUUUUUAACGAUUAUUUUUUAUCAACGAGGGAUCCACUGUAAUUCAGGUUAGGCUGUAGUUGUCUCCCUGCCUAAUAAUUUUUAUGUAUUCAUGUAUAAACAGGGGCACCCAACGACGGUUUCCUCCUAAAUGCAUUGAAAACACUUUUUAGGCUAUCCAAAGUACUUUUAGAUCUUUAGAAAUACAUUCUUAUUGGCGCUAUAAAAUUUAUUUCUGUUCGUUCAUCCUAGGGGAACUUAAAUCUUUUCGAAAUUACCAGGGCUUCGGUAUUAUUUUCCCGAAAAUUUUAGAUGUAAUUUAAAGUUUUAUGAAGGUGAAGAUUUUUCUGAUUCCUAUUUGCAUCGCAUUUUCGAAUCCGAACAUUUUCUGUGAAAAAUAGCUUAAUCCAGGGAAAUAUUUAAACCUCAGAAAAUCGUAGGGAAUUUAUUAGAUAAGCUUCGAAAAUUAUAUGCAAUUUUUGCUUUUCCGAGCAUACUUUUUACAGAAAACAGCCGUUGAUUGUCUUGGUUUUCCGGAGCCGUUAGGCGAAGCUAAAAAAAUAAAUAAAGUAUAUUAAUAAUUAAUAUCGCCCAUCGAGAGUGCAACAUGGCGAAUCUAAUAGAGUUGCGAACGAUUUUUCUGUGGUCAUUUAUCCCUAUCGCAAUUUUCACGGUCAUUAUUUGUUCAUGGAGGCCUAUAUUUAUUGCGUAUGGCUUUAGAUACGUGAAAAUCGUCUUUUCAGAAAUUUUACGUGAUAAACAGAGGUUUAUAGACAAAGAACUACAAACUGCUACAAACGAAUGGAGACUUUACCAGAUGGAGAGUCUCUUUGGCCAAGAAUGGUGCAAAGGAAACGAUGAACCAAGAAGCAAUGUAACAUGGCUAACAGCUUUGGUGAACGAUAACUUAAUUGUACCUUCACUGGUGCUAGGCCAUUCAAUUCGCACUUUUUCUUGUCAGAAAAACAUGAUUGCGUUAAUUUCGGAGCGAGUCAGCGGAACAGCGGCGAAAGCACUACAGCGUGUUGGCUGGGAGACUCGUGUGGUCGACGAACUAGAUUGCAACUGGAUGGAUGCGGAAUUAGGCGGUCAAGCAAACAUGGAUCUUUUUAAAAAGCAACGAAUAAAGGGAACACACACCAGAUUUCAUGCUUGGAAAUUCACGAAUUAUUCCAAAAUUAUUUACACCGAUGCCGACUACAUGUUAAUGACAAAUAUUGAUGAAUUGUUUGACAUUGAAGACGACUUUGCAGCUGUGCCUUGUGGAAGACCAGGGGUAAUCGAUCCAUGCUUUAACGGAGGACUACUCGUGUUUAAACCCGAUAAAAAAUACUUCGAUGAGAUCAUGAAACUUUGGUUUGAAAUCACGGUGAAAGACACUUGCCCAAACGACCAAGAUUUGCUCUCCUUUUAUUUUGUAGAUGCCGGCAAAUGGAAUAAACUUCCGUAUGCCUACAAUAUUAGACGAAUCAUUUAUAGGCCCUUGAAGUCGUUCCACUUUGCCUGCUGCUAUCCGCCAAAGCCGUGGACUGCAAAAUGCAGGCCAAGUAGAGAAGAAGCGAAACUCUACAAGGGACCAAUCUUAACUUUCGACGACAUAGCCUUACUGUUUUGGAAGAAUAUUUAUGAACUUCUGACGAAAUACAAGCUCGAGGACUGGUGGAGGUCUACGGAGUUUUUUGACCCUACGCAGGAGUUUGGAAAUACUUCUUACGCUGAUUGCUCGAAGAGUAUUCGUAGGCGUAAAAACAGCAGUAAAGGAGAAGACUGA
Molecule: messenger RNA, 4969 nt
Organism: Porites lobata
Lineage: Eukaryota; Metazoa; Cnidaria; Anthozoa; Scleractinia; Poritidae
Source: the annotation of a GenBank genome assembly